AGUGUUUCGUUUACUGUAAACGAAACACUGGACAUUUUAAAUAAAUUGUUAGAAAUAAAUAAAACGCAUCCUUCUGAAAUGGCAGAGUUGAUUGAGUUAACACAUAUAUGUAUGGAACAAAAUUAUUUUAGAUUUAAUAAUGAUUACUACCAGCAAAAUGAAGGGCUAGCUAUGGGAUCACCUUUGAGUCCCUUAAUGGCUGACAUAUUUAUGGAUGACUUUGAAAAUAAAAAUAUUGUUAAAAAUAAUCACAUUUUAUAUUACUAUCGAUAUGUAGACGAUAUAAUUAUAUGCUGGACUGGAACGGACAGACAAUUGGAUGUCUUUGUAGAUAAAUUAAACAAUUUGCACCCAAAAAUUAAAUUUAAAUUAGAAAUAGAACAGAAUAAUUCUUUAAAUUUCCUUGAUGUAACAAUCACUAGAGUUAAUAAUAGACAUCACUUUGGGAUUUAUCGUAAGCCAACUUAUACAGAUAUAACCAUACCAGCUUCAUCUUGUCAUCCAUGGCAACAUAAAUUAGCAGCUUUCCAUAGUUAUGUUCAUAGACUGAUGUCCAUUCCUCUAACUAGGGAUCAGUAUAACAAGGAAUUAAAUAUAAUAUAUCGCAUGGCCAUUUCGAAUGGAUACAACCCGAAUAUUGUGAAUAGAAUAAUCAAUAAGAAACAAUUGGUGUUGAUUAGAAAAGAACUUUAUGGAAUUCCAUUAGAAAAACCUAAAAAAUUUAAAGCUAGUCUAACAUACUUUGGUCCAGUGUCGGAACGUAUUGCAAAAACACUUAGAAAGCAUGAUAUAAAUGUGGCUUUCAGAACAAAUAACUCUCUUAAAAAUAUUUGCAAUGGUAAAGAUAAACUAGAAAAGCAACAUAAAUCGGGAGUAUAUAAAUUGCAAUGUUCUGAAUGUAAUGCAACAUAUAUUGGUCAAACCGGUCGGAAUUUUGAUACACGUUACAAGGAACACAUAUCCGCUGUUCGAAAUGACCGUCCACAAAGGUCGCACUUUGCAAAGCAUCUCCUAGAUACUGGCCAUAACGCCGCAGGCACGCCGCAAAACGGUGCGGUGCGGUCGCGGCGCGGUGCCGGAGCGGUGUCGCUGCAACGUCCCGCAUACAAAAUUAUCAAUGGUAUGCUACACGAUGCGUUCCGGCUGCCGUGCACACUUUCUACCACAGCGCCGCACACCACGUGUCUACAGCGAUGCGGUCAAACGUCUCAAGCGCGGCGCCGCACCGCACCGUGUAGCUUCACCCUUACGAACAGUUGA
Molecule: messenger RNA, 1260 nt
Organism: Bicyclus anynana (squinting bush brown)
Lineage: Eukaryota; Metazoa; Arthropoda; Insecta; Lepidoptera; Nymphalidae
Exons: 3
Coding region: 79-1260 (393 amino acids)
Source: RefSeq, a predicted model, not a curated record